This is a messenger RNA of Prosopis cineraria, 1088 nucleotides long. RefSeq names its product superoxide dismutase [Cu-Zn] 2-like. The transcript has 6 exons. Gene Ontology annotation, molecular function: superoxide dismutase activity; copper ion binding. Bases 93 to 542 code for a protein of 149 amino acids. The record is from RefSeq and is a predicted model, not a curated record. Gene Ontology annotation, biological process: removal of superoxide radicals. Lineage: Eukaryota; Viridiplantae; Streptophyta; Magnoliopsida; Fabales; Fabaceae.
AGUUGCUUCUCGAGUUUGCUGGUAUCCUUAUUUCUGUGGACGGACGUUAAGGAGACAUGAGCUGAUAGCGAAAUUAACGAAGCAGGCGAGGCAUGGAAGCUGCGAAGGUGACUGUGAAAGCCGUGGCUCUGAUCGCCGGAGAUAACAGCAUCAGAGGAGCUCUUCAGUUUGUGCAACACCCCGAUGGAACUACUCAUGUAAAAGGGAGAAUCACUGGGUUGUCCCCUGGCCCUCACGGAUUCCAUAUUCACGCCCUCGGUGACACCACUAAUGGCUGCAAUUCCACUGGCCCUCAUUUCAAUCCCUUCAAGAAGGACCAUGGGGCGCGAACAGAUGAUGAGCGUCAUGCUGGAGAUUUGGGUAACAUUGUUGCAGGCAUGGAUGGGGUUGCUAAUGUUUCAAUCACAGACAGACAGAUACCACUAAGUGGGGUUCAUUCCAUACUUGGAAGGGCAGUUGUUGUGCAUGCUGAUCCUGACGAUCUUGGCAGAGAUCCUAUGCAGAAAAUGUGUUUAAACUAUACUCGCGAGGUUGUUACCUGAAGUGACUUCAGAAUGAAGUUGCGGAUAUCGAGAUAUGUCCAUUUUGCAGCUAUGAUAAUUGAAAUGAAUGUGGUAACUGCACAUAUUUGCACCUAAAAGGUCAAACAAAGCUUCAAAAUCACGCCUAGGAUGUGAUGAAGGCGAACGAGUGUAGGCCUUUUAAAAGCAAAGCCAAAAGUUGAAUUUUUAUCAAUAGUUGGAGUGUACAGUGCUUCUCUAGACAGUGACACUUGAUAUUCAAGUAAAAGCAUGGCAAUCAUUACUUGAUAUACGGUCAAGGGGAGCUGGAAAUUAAAUGGCCGUGUAGUUUAUUCUCUGGGAAGGCAUAUGUUGAUUGCCAUCUAGUGUGAAUCGAAUUCUUUUUCCCUGCGAAGAGCGAAUAUUUUGUGCAUGUAUUACUCGGGUUAAAAAUAAUCUACAUGCUCAAUUAUAUUUCAGCAUUUCAGGUUAAGACAGAAGUCCAAUUUACCAUGUGUUUUCCCUCAAAUUGACCUAUUAGUAUUUACUUUUCAUUAAGGUACAAGGUUGUGAAGCACAUUUGAUCAA